AUGAAUAAUGUAGCUGAAUAUGAAGCAUGUGCUAUGGGAAUUCAAGCAGCUAUAGAGUCAAAGAUUAAAAUUCUCGAGGUGUAUGGUGACUCAGCUUUGGUCAUUCACCAGCUGAAAAGUGAAUGGGAAACUCGAGAUGCCAAAUUGAUCUCUUAUCAAGCCUAUAUUAGAGAAUUGGUGGAGUAUUUCGAUGAAAUUACUUUCCAGCAUAUUCCUCGUGAGGAGAAUCAAUUGGCUGAUGUUUUAGCCACUUUGUCAUCAAUGUUUGUAAUGAGUCAAAAGGAAGACAUGUCGUUCAUAAAGAUGCAACAACUUUAUUAUCCUGCCUAUUGUCAAAUGAUUGAAGAAGAAUCUAAUGGUAAACCUUGGUAUCAUGACAUUAAAAAUUUCCUACAACACCAAGAAUACCCAUCAAAUGCAGCUGAAAAUGACAAAAGGACAUUGAGAAAAUUAGCAAUGAGUUUCUUUCUGAAUGGAGAUGUGCUUUACAAAAGGAAUGAUGAUAUGGUUCUGCUCAGAUGUGUGGAUGCUUUAAAAGCACGAAAGAUCAUGGAAGAGAUCCAUGAAGGUUCAUUUGGGACUUAUGCCAAUGGACAUGCCAUGGCAAGAAAGAUUUUAAGGGCUGGAUAUUACUAG
Messenger RNA from Abrus precatorius (Indian licorice), 636 nucleotides. RefSeq lists its product as uncharacterized. Gene Ontology annotation, molecular function: nucleic acid binding; RNA-DNA hybrid ribonuclease activity. The record is from RefSeq and is a predicted model, not a curated record. The transcript has a single exon. The coding region runs from base 1 to 636 and encodes 211 amino acids. NCBI's taxonomy places the organism in Eukaryota, Viridiplantae, Streptophyta, Magnoliopsida, Fabales, Fabaceae.